This is a messenger RNA of Gekko japonicus, 5238 nucleotides long. RefSeq names its product eukaryotic translation initiation factor 3 subunit A (gene EIF3A). The record is from RefSeq and is a predicted model, not a curated record. The transcript is spliced from 22 exons. Gene Ontology annotation, molecular function: mRNA binding; translation initiation factor activity. Gene Ontology annotation, biological process: formation of cytoplasmic translation initiation complex; translation reinitiation. Bases 73 to 4215 code for a protein of 1380 amino acids. Lineage: Eukaryota; Metazoa; Chordata; Lepidosauria; Squamata; Gekkonidae. Gene Ontology annotation, cellular component: multi-eIF complex; eukaryotic translation initiation factor 3 complex, eIF3e; eukaryotic translation initiation factor 3 complex, eIF3m.
CCGGCCUCGCUUGCUGCCUGGCUGGGCGCUCCUUGGGGUUUGCCUGCCGCGUGAGGAGACGCCGUCGCCAUCAUGCCGGUCUAUUUCCAGCGGCCCGAGAACGCCCUGAAGCGGGCGAACGAAUUUCUUGAGGUUGGGAAGAAGCAACCUGCUCUUGAUGUUCUCUACGAUGUUAUGAAAAGUAAAAAACAUCGAACAUGGCAAAAGAUCCACGAGCCGAUUAUGCUGAAGUACCUGGAGCUCUGCGUGGACCUCCGCAAAAGCCACCUGGCAAAAGAAGGGUUAUAUCAAUACAAGAAUAUCUGCCAGCAGGUGAACAUCAAGUCCUUGGAAGAUGUAGUCCGAGCCUAUUUAAAACUAGCAGAAGAAAAAACCGAAGCUGCCAAAGAAGAAUCUCAGCAGAUGGUGCUUGAUAUAGAAGAUCUGGAUAAUAUUCAGACUCCAGAGAGUGUUCUCCUAAGUGCUGUAAGUGGUGAAGACACUCAAGAUCGUACUGAUCGGCUACUUUUGACACCCUGGGUUAAAUUUCUAUGGGAGUCAUACAGACAAUGCCUGGACCUUCUCAGAAACAAUUCUAGAGUGGAGCGCCUCUACCAUGAUAUUGCACAACAAGCUUUCAAGUUCUGUUUGCAAUACACUCGUAAGGCUGAAUUUCGCAAACUCUGUGACAAUCUAAGGAUGCAUUUGGGUCAGAUUCAGCGGCAUCACAAUCAGAGUACAGCCAUCAACCUGAAUAAUCCAGAGAGUCAGUCAAUGCACUUGGAAACCAGGCUUGUACAGCUGGACAGUGCUAUCAGCAUGGAGCUAUGGCAGGAAGCCUUCAAAGCAGUGGAGGAUAUACAUGGACUGUUCUCAUUGUCCAAAAAACCUCCAAAGCCCCAGCUGAUGGCAAAUUAUUACCACAAAGUUUCCACUGUAUUCUGGAAAUCGGGAAAUGCACUUUUUCAUGCUUCCACGCUUCAUCGUCUUUACCAUCUCUCAAGGGAGAUGCGAAAGAAUCUCACACAGGAUGAGAUGCAGAGGAUGUCAACAAGAGUCCUCUUGGCCACUCUCUCAAUCCCCAUAACUCCUGAACGAACUGACAUUGCUCGUCUUUUGGACAUGGAUGGCAUAAUUGUCGAAAAGCAACGGCGAUUAGCAACACUUCUAGGACUUCAAGCUCCUCCUACACGGAUCUCUCUUAUUAAUGACAUGGUGAGAUUUAAUGUAGUACAGUAUGUUGUCCCAGAAGUGAAGGAACUGUAUAACUGGCUUGAAGUAGAUUUUCACCCGCUGAAGUUAUGUGGUCGUGUUUGUAAGGUUCUAAACUGGGUAAGAGACCAAUCUGAAAAAGAAUCAGAACUGCAGUUGUAUAUCCCUCAUCUGCAAAACAAUACCAUCCUCAGAUUGCUUCAGCAGGUGGCCCAAAUUUAUCAAAGCAUCGAGUUUUCUCGUUUGACUACUCUGGUUCCUUUUGUUGAUGCUUUCCAACUGGAACGUGCAAUAGUAGAUGCAGCCAGGCAUUGUGACUUGCAAGUUCGUAUUGAUCACACUACUCGAACUCUGAGUUUUGGAUCAGAUUUGAAUUACUGCACUCGGGAAGAUGCUCCUCUUGGACCACAGCUGCAAAGCAUGCCUUCUGAGCAGAUCAGGAACCAGUUGACUGCUAUGUCUUCUGCCCUUGCAAAGGCUCUUGAAGUGAUUAAACCACCUCACCUGUUGCUAGAGAAGGAAGAGCAACAUCAACAGGCUGUUACAGCUUACUUAAAAAAUUCAAAGAAAGAACAUCAGCGUAUCCUUGCUCGACGUCAGACUAUAGAGGAAAGAAAGGAACGCCUUGAGAAUUUGAAUAUUCAGCGUGAAAAAGAAGAGAUGGAACAGCGUGAAGCUGAACUUCAGAAGGUUCGCAAAGCUGAGGAGGAGAGACUGCGGCAGGAGGCAAAAGAGAGAGAAAAGGAGCGCAUUCUGCAGGAACAUGAACAAAUUAAAAAGAAAACUGUUCGUGAACGGCUGGAGCAGAUUAAGAAGACUGAACUGGGAGCCAAGGCCUUCAAAGAUAUUGAUAUUGAAGAUCUUGAAGAAUUGGAUCCAGAUUUCAUUAUGGCAAAACAGGUUGAACAGCUGGAGAAAGAAAAAAAGGAACUUCAAGAGCGUCUGAAGAAUCAGGAGAAAAAGAUUGACUAUUUUGAAAGAGCAAAGCGUUUAGAAGAAAUCCCCCUAAUUAAGAGUGCCUAUGAAGAACAAAGAGUCAGAGAUAUGGAGCUUUGGGAGCAGCAAGAAGAAGAGAGGAUUACAACCAUGCAGUUGGAGCGUGAAAAGGCCCUUGAGCAUAAAGGCAGACUGUCAAGGAUGCUGGAGGAGAGAGAUUUAUUUGAAGCUAGGCUCAAGGCAGCAAGGAAAUCUGUUUAUGAGGAAAAACUUAAACAAUUUCAAGAAAGACUAGCAGAGGAAAGGCAUAACCGUUUGGCGGAACGGAAGAGACAGCGCAAAGAGGAAAGACGUAUUACUUAUUACCAAGAGAAGGAGGAAGAAGAACAAAGACUGAAAGAGGAGAAGAUGCUUAAAGAACAAGAAGAGAAAGAACGUGUUGAACGUGAAAAACGUGAGCAAGAAAUGCUUGAAUAUCAGGAACGAGUCAGAAAACUAGAAGAAGUGGAGAGGAAGAAACGCCAAAGAGAACUGGAGAUUGAAGAGAGGGAGCGUCGUCGAGAGGAAGAGAGGAGAAAUCUUGAAGAUCCACUUUCAAGAAAGGAGUCUCGAUGGGGAGACAGAGAGUCUGAAAGUACUUGGAGAAGAAGUACUGAGCCAGAGUCAGAAUGGAGACGUCCAGCACCAGAAAGAGAGUGGCGUCGUGGGGAAGCACGUGAUGAAGAAAAACCUUUCAGGAAAGACGAAGCAACUCUACGUGGCACUCCAGAAGAAAGGGCAUCAUCCCCCACUGAAGCACCAGAAGAAAAAGUCCUGAAGCAUGAUCCGGAUGAAGAAAAAGGUCCUAAGAGAGCCCUGGAUGAUGACAAACCUAGUUGGCGCUCCAUGGGUGAUGACCGCGGCCCGAGGCGGGGGCUGGAUGAUGACCGGGGCCCGAGGCGGGGGCUGGAUGAUGACCGGGGCCCAAGGCGGGGGCUGGAUGAUGACCGGGGCCCAAGGCGGGGGCUGGAUGAUGACCGGGGCCCGAGGCGGGGGCUGGAUGAUGACCGAGCAAGUUGGCGCAGCGCAGAUGAUGAGAAGGGCCCCAGGCGGGGGAUGGAUGAUGACUGGGCCCCCAGGCGGGGGCUGGAUGAUGACCGGGCCCCCAGGCGGGGGAUGGAUGAUGACUGGGGCCCCAGGCGGGGGCUGGAUGAUGACCGGGGCCCCAGGCGGGGGCUGGAUGAUGACCGGCCUAGUUGGCGCAACACUGAUGAGGACAGGGCCCCCAGGCGGGGGCUGGAUGAGGACAGGGGCCCCAGGCGGGGGCUGGAUGAGGACAGAAUUUCAAGACGUGAUGAAGAUAGGGGACCAUGGCGUAAUGUAGAUGAGGAUAGAAUUUCAAGACGUGAUGAUGAUCGUGGACCCAGGCGUGCUGGUGAUGAUGACAGAGGUCCUAGACGUGCAGACGAUUCUAGACGUGGAGAUGAUUCCAGAUCUGGACCUUGGAGACCAUUUGGUAAACCAGGUGGAUGGAGAGAAAGAGAAAAAGCCCGUGAAGAUAGCUGGGGGCCUCCCCGAGACUCCAGGCCUUCAGAAGAUCGGGAAUGGGAUAGAGAUAAAGAUAACGAUGAGAAUGAAAAGGACCGAGAGCUUGACAAAGAUCGUGACUUUGAUCGGGAAGAUCGCUUCAAGCGUCCUAGGGAUGAUCCUGGCUGGAGGAGAGCCCCAGCUGAAGAAACCUCCAGCUGGAGAGAGUCAGGUCGUCGUGAUGAAUGGGAUCGACCUGGUCGUGACUCUAGAGAUGACCGGAGUAGCCGUGACCUUCGAGAUCGACGUGGUGAGGAGAGAGAAAGGAGAGGGCCACCACCUCCCAGAACAGAUCGGGAAGAAAUGAGCUCCUGGAGACGGGGCGAUGACAGAAGGGAAGAGCGCGAAGAACGUGAAACAGUUCGACGACUGCCUGGUCCAGCUACUCCUCCUGUCUCAAAAGAGAGAGACAAAGAUGGUGAGAAAGAGAAGGGAGCCUGGAGAACCGAAAAAGAGAGAGAAUCCCUUCGUCGCACUAAAAAUGAAACUGAUGAAGAUGGUUGGACCACUGUGCGACGUUAAGUUUAAAACCUAAACAUGGUUUUAAUAUGGUGUUUAGCAUUGAUUUGAGAACAGAAUAUAACAUUGGUGCUUUAACACUCUCAAUUGGUAUUCUUUAACAAAAUUUUCUAGGUAAUGUGGAGGCAUGAAAUUCUAUUACUUGUAUGUAGACUGAUCAUGCACAGAACUUGCAAUUAAAAGUUGGAAAUUAAAUACUGGUUAUGCGAAACUUCAAAUGUUGUAUAUGUCACAGAUCACUUGGUGGUAAGAAAUAAUAAUUAAAAUAACCCUGUAGGUAUCUUUGAAUGGCACGUAUAUCUGUCAAAAACAAACCUAAUCUUUAUUUUGUGUAGCUCUGAACUUGGGUAUAGUCUGCAAAGCAUAUAUUUAUAAUUAUAUAAAUUCAUGCUUUGAAAGGACCAUAUAGUCUAAAACGGACAUAAGAAAGAGCACCUUCCUGUUUGCGUAUUUUUAUGGCAAGAGGUUUUUUUGCUGGUGAUAAUUCACACAUUCAAUAUGUGUUAAUUUAGAUUGCAUUCAGUAAUUGUUAUGGACCCCUAGCUACACUGGGAUUUUUUUUUCCCUUUUGGAGAUUUCACAUGAAUGCAUAUACUUUUCAAGCCCGUUUGCAGUCUUUAUUCUGACAGUGAAUGUCACUGCAGUGUCAGAAAAACAAAAUGUAAGGCUUUAAAAUGAAAGCAUAUUGCUGAGCCCCCCCGGUUGGCAAAAGACUAUCUGCUUUUUCUGUUAUGAAUAAUUCAUGCCUUUUGAAGCAUUUCUAUAUAGUGUCAUAUUUCAGAUAUGUGGUCUGGAGGAACUGCUUACUUUUUCCUUACUUCCCAGUUUCUUGUCUUUGGGGGGGUAAGUGCUUUACCUUUAAACAAGUGCUUUGUAGUAAGGGCUGGGUUGACUUCAAUGGUGUGUGUGUGUGAAGUAGCACAUGAAUGAUUGUUUUUAAUUGAAGCCAACACAGAACUUGCUGCUGUGUGUUAACUUCAAUGAUAAAUAAACUUAACAAAAUAAGGCACUGUUUUGCUGUGGCCU